AUGGCUCAAAUAUCCCCGCAAUCAACCCAGAGCCUCAAGGAAAUAAUCGAUUCCUGCGUAUCGAAACCGAAUGGCGUACCUGGGUUAGUUUGUUCGGUGAUUAACCGCGACGGCAACCGUGUGUUUGAAUAUGCUGCCGGAAAACGCGCUCUGGGUUCAAGUGACCCAAUGACAGUGGACAGUGUCUUCUGGAUCGCGUCCUGCACCAAGUUGGUCACGACCAUUGCGGCCAUGCAGCUGGUAGAGCAGGAACGUUUGGCAUUGGAUGACGGCGAUGAGGUCGAAAAAUACCUCCCAGAGCUGAAAGACAUAAAAGUGCUGGUAGAGACGGCCGAUGGCACGUUAGAACUGCACGAAAAGAAGAGGAAGAUUACUCUCCGGAUGCUACUCAGCCAUACUGCGGGGUUCGGGUACAGUUUCUCAAACGCAAAGCUGAAGAAAUGGAGCGAACCCAUUGGGAUCAAUGAAAUUACUAGUGAAGAGUAUGACAUUUUUGGGCAGCCCCUUAUCGCUCAACCUGGAGAGCAGUGGGAAUACGGUGUCAAUAUCGACUGGGUUGGUCGCCUAAUCGAACGUGUUACUAGCGUCUCUCUGGGGGAAUACUUCCAAGAACAUAUUUUUGCGCCCUUGGGACUUUCGCGUAUAUCGUUCCUUCCGUCGGCCGAGAUGAAGAAGAACCUUGCCGGAUUACACCAACGUGCUUCUAAUGGAAAGAUGGAAUUGCACGACGGUGGUCACGUCCUACAUCGUCCCCUUGUUGUAUCGGGCCCGGAAGCAGCCAAAGGAAUCGUAAAUGCUGGAGGUCAUGGUUUGUUCUGUGCUAUACCUGAGUAUAGCGAGAUUAUCUCUACGCUCCUGAAUUAUGGCAUCCAUCCCAAGACAAAAGCCCAGGUUUUGAAGAAAGAGACAGUAGCCGAAAUGCUCAAGAACCAGAUCCCCCAAUUUCCGGAUUUUGGCCGAAAUGGUGGACUGCCUGCUAAACCAAGCAUAACCAACCCCGAGCCCGAGCUUUACGCUCAGAUUAAUGAUCCCCCGCAAGGAUGGGGCCUCUCCUUCUUCCUGCAGCUCCAUCCAGAACCGCCGACCAGAGCGGUCGGGUCCGUCUUCUGGACCGGAGUAGCCAAUCUCAUCUGGUGGGCAGAUUUUGAGAAUGGUAUCGGGGGCAUUUUUGCAUCCCAGAUACUUCCAUAUAAUGAUCCCGACUUUUUUCCAUGCCAUAAGGAGUGGGAAAGGGUACUCUAUUCCAGUCUAAUCAGACCUAACUGAUUCAGAUAGCCCCCUGCUGGUUCAGAGACAUAUUGAAUUCCUGUGUGUGAUGGCCUAGAUGUUGCU
Monascus purpureus is the source of this 1332-nucleotide messenger RNA. Lineage: Eukaryota; Fungi; Ascomycota; Eurotiomycetes; Eurotiales; Aspergillaceae. The record is from the annotation of a GenBank genome assembly.